UUUUUUUAAUAUUUGUAAAAUGGGGCCAGACAGAAGGGCGCUCUUUUUGGAGGUUUUGAUCGCCAUUUUGAUCCCACCAUUGGGAGUUUUUCUCAGGCAUGGUUGCAGAGUUGAGUUCUGCAUAUGCUUGCUCCUCACUAUUCUAGGUUAUGUUCCGGGUAUUAUCUACGCCAUUUAUGCAAUCAUAGUGGUAGAUCAUGAGAGGUUCAGGCCCGAAUAUUGGCAACCCAUCAAUGCAUAGUUAGUAAUAUUCUUUGAACGUAUUGUAAUUGUUCAUGGCUUCUUACAUGUAUCAAAAGAACCUGGUCUUUCUAUUGAUUUAGGAAAAAUAUUUCUCUUUUC
Molecule: messenger RNA, 342 nt
Organism: Amborella trichopoda
Lineage: Eukaryota; Viridiplantae; Streptophyta; Magnoliopsida; Amborellales; Amborellaceae
Product: low temperature-induced protein lt101.2
Cellular component (GO): membrane
Source: RefSeq, a predicted model, not a curated record